AUGAUGUGGACGGCGCAGGAGAGGGACCUGUGCUGCAUCAGCGCGCAGAUCGGCUGCCCUGGAGACGUGCUGGCGCCCCCGCGCCGGGGCGCCGACGGCGAGGGCGGCCAGGAGAAUCAGUCAGGGGAGGACGACCGUGAGAAUCAAUCAGGCGGCGCCCCCGUGAUGACGUUCGCCCCGUCGACCACGGCUUCCAAGGCGGCCGCCGAAGACGCCGGGGCGCUCCCGCUCCCCGGGGAGGCCUUUUCCGAGAAGUCCGACGGAACGCUGACGGCGGACGAAGGAAAGGACGAGCUGCUCGAGAUGGUCAGGAGUAACAGCAAGAUUCUGAAGAAGUACCCGUGGAUCAUGAAGCUCGAGCAGACCUUGGACAACAUCAAGGACUGGAAGAACCACUCGGACGUGGAGAAAAAGUUCUCAUGCGACCUGUCCAACGGUGAUUCGAUCAUGGAGGAGUGGGGCCCCUUCAAGCGGCACUUCUGCUGCAGGACGCACAAGCAGGGCUGCAAGAAGAGCUACUUCGCCUUUGACUGCCAGGCCGGCGCGGAGGACUGGCGGACGGCCUGGCCUGCGUCGAAGAUGGCGUGGUGCUGCCUGCACUGGGGCGUCGGCUGCUCCGGCCCAGACGGGCUUGACGCGUUCGCGUCCGUGCCCGAGGCGGAGGACGCCGUCGGCGACUUCGUGGGCGGUCUGAACGGCCUGUCGUCGUCGCCCGCUUUCGAUUGCGAAGCCGGGUUCGUCACCUGGACGACGGGCUGGUCGGAGUCGAAGAAGACGUGGUGCUGCGACAACGAGAACAAAGGGUGCAGCGACUCGGAGGUCGUCACCAGUCGCAGGCCGGACACGCCCUACAACUGUGAGGACGGCCUGCGGAAUUGGGAGAAGACCUGGAGUGAUGCAAAGCAGGGGUGGUGCUGUGAGCGCUGGGAGCGGACGUCCGUCUGGCCCGCUGGCGCGGACGAUCACUGCUGCCAGCUCGUCGGGCGCGGGUGCGACGUGGGCGCCUCUUCGACCCCUCCGUCCGAGGAGCCAGGCCUGGACUGCGAGGCAGACAUCGAGAAUUGGCAGAACGUGUGGACGGUACCGAAGAAGGAGUACUGCUGCCAGCGCUUCAAAAAGGCGGACAACUGGCCCGAGGACACCAGGUACUACUGCUGCAAGUAUGACCUCGCUUGCCCAGACGGCGAGGACAAAGAGGACAACGCAGACGCCAAGUCGCUCCCGCACGACUGCGAGGCGGGCUUUCCGAGCUGGCAGACCGGGUGGUCGGACGACAAGAAGGAUUGGUGUUGCGCCAACUACAAGCGCGGAUGCCCUGAAACGCACGACUGCGACUCGGGGACGCCCUCGACGUGGAACCUAUCGAAGACGACCUACUGCUGCGAGACAGAAGGUCUGGGCUGCGACGGGCCCCCCGCGCCUCCAACCACGGAGCCACCCACGGCGCGGGACAAGACGCCGUCUCCGGCGCCGCCCUCCCAGCUGGGGUGGCUCUGGCCCUGGGCGUGGCCCGCCCCGGCGCCGUCGGGACCCACGCCCAAGGGCCACUACGACUGCCGCGACGGGCCCGCCUUCGAGUGGACAGAGCACAAGAAGGAUUGGUGUUGCUACCAUGAGCAGCGCGGCUGCGUGGGUUCGAGCAACGCGGAGCAGCGGGUCACGACCACCAAGCCGGAUCAGCCGUACAAUUGCGAUACCGGCUACUCCAAGUGGAAGCAGUGGUGGGACGACGCCAAAAAGAACUGGUGCUGCGAGCACGAGAACAAGGGCUGCGCGUCGGACGCGAAGUCCUCGGGCGCGGACGAGCCCUUCGAUUGCAACGAUGGGUACAAGCACUGGCACAAGAAGUGGGACAAGGACAAGGUCCACUGGUGCUGCCGCUUCAAAGGAAAAGCGUGCGCGCCCGCAGACGAGGCCACCACUGGUGAGGAUGGCAUCGACUGCUCUGGAAGCUUCAGCCUCUGGGAAAGGACGCACCCAGACGAGAGGGUCGCCUACUGCUGCGAGCACGAGGGCAAGGGGUGCUUGCCUUUCGGCUCGACCACCCCAGAGGACCAGUACAAUUGCGAAAACGGGCUGAAGAGCUGGGAGAUCUCCUGGCCGGUGGAGAAGGUUCACUGGUGCUGCGACGUGAAGGGCGUCUGCCCGGGGAACAACAAGACGGCCGCUCCGGGCGACCCGUACAAUUGCGACGCCGGCUUCACUUACGAAGCCAUCUUGCACCCCGACACGAAGGUGAAGUGGUGCUGCAAGCACAGGCAGAAGGGCUGCUCCCUCGACGAGGCGCAGGAGCCGGGCUCGGCCUCGGACAGCUGCAAGGUGGGGUUGGCCAACUGGCAAAACGAUUGGUCGAUUGAGAAGAAGAGUGCGUGCUGCACGCAGUGGGACGCGGACGAGGAGUGGCCCACCGACACGCGCAAGUUCUGCUGCAUGUAUAAGGACAUUGGCUGCCCGAAGCGCACGAAGACGACGCGCGUGGCCACAACGACGACAACCGCGCUGGGCGACGACCCCAUGGACUGCAGGGGCGGGCACUACAGUGGCUGGGGCGACGCCAAGAAGGCGUACUGCUGCGUGCAGUUCCGGGAGCAGGGCCUGGAGUGCCCCGCAGGCUGGGACCACAUCUUGGACGGAUCGACACCUCCGACAUCGACGCCGGCGCCACCGCCUCCACCUCCGCCACCGCCACCGCCACCUGAGAAGGCGGCGACCAGUGACAAGUUCGACUGCAAGGAUGGCCUGGACAACUGGAAGCAGGGUUGGUCGGACUCCAAAAAGAAGUGGUGCUGCGACAACAAGGGCAAGGGAUGCGACGAGUCCGAGAACACGACGUCGCGUCGCAGCACCAGCAUCAGCACCACCACACAGGUGGUCAAGAAGAGCACGACUACCACGAUGAUGUACAACUGCGAUGCCGGCUUCAAGAACUGGGUGGCCGGCUGGUCCAACGACAAGAAGGAAUAUUGUUGCACGACGGUGAACCGCGGCUGCGUGGACGGGACCACCACGUCUGAAACAUACAAUUGCCAGGCCGGCUACGACAACUGGAAGCUGGGUUGGUCCACAAAGAAGAAGGAGUGGUGUUGCAAGGCCGAAGGUCUGGGCUGCGGCGACGACGCGGAUGUAGUGGAGACGACCACGCAGCAGUACGACUGCAAGGACGGCUACGACAAUUGGAGGAUGGGGUGGCCCGACGCGAAGAAGAAGUAUUGUUGCAACUCGCAAGGUCGCGGCUGCGACGGGGGGGAAGCCGAGAAGGAGGACGAGGACGAGGACGAGGACUUCGACUGCCAGGCGGGCAUCGGCAUGUGGUUGACGGGUUGGUCCGAGAAAAAGAAAGCUUUUUGCUGCAAGACGAAGGGCUUCCCUUGCGCGAGCUCCGAGAAGUCGCCGAGCAGCCAGAAGCCGUCGAGCACCACAUCCAGCUGGGACGAGGACACUUUCACGGGUCCGCCAGGCGUGCCAUCGACCUCCAAGGGCGCGUCUUCCAGCUCGUCCGCGACUUCGAGUUCCUCCGCCAGCCCAGCGGAGGCGUCGACGACCUCGCCGCCAUACAGCUGCAAGGGCAAGCCCCCGAAGACCGCCGACGGCGCGGCGGACUACGACUGCCACGAAGGGCUGUGGGAUUGGGCCAGGGGCUGGACCGACGACAAGAAGGAGUGGUGCUGCACGAACGAGCUCCUGUGGUGCCCAGAGUGGGCGUCCAAGGGCCCAGCCGCCGUGGACACCUCGGACUGGAGCGCGGGGCAGAAGGACUACUGCUGCAGGGCCGAGAACGUGGGCUGCCCCGCCACCGAGGCCAAGUUCGCCGUGCCUCUGCGGCGGGCCGCCGAGCCGAUGACGUCGCCCCUCGUGCUCGCCUCGGCGCUGAUGGUUGCGGGCGCCGUGGCCCUGGGCGUGGUGGCCUGCCGCAGAGGCGCGAGGGGGGGCGCGCUCGAGGGCCGCCGCGCCCUCUCGGUCUACGCGCCGAUCCUGCGGGAGCGCGUCCAUUCCUGGAACGCCCCUGCGGCGCCAGAUCAGGUCAACGACAUGACGACACCUCUGAAUUAG
Prorocentrum cordatum is the source of this 4050-nucleotide messenger RNA. The record is from the annotation of a GenBank genome assembly. Lineage: Eukaryota; Dinophyceae; Prorocentrales; Prorocentraceae.